UUAACUAGCGAAGGAGGACAUUGUGAGAGAGAGAGAGAGAGAGGAUGUCGGGGAACGGCGAUGGGGCGAAGACAGCUAAAAUAGAGGUGUGGUGGGACAUGAAUGACUGCCCGAUACCACGGGAGGGGUAUGAUGCUCGUCGGGUCCGUCCAAGUAUAGAAAGAGCGUUCAAGGAACUAGGCUACUCUGGUCCUGUCUCCAUCACUGCCUAUGGCGACCAAAAACAAACCCCUUGCCACGUCUUGCGAGGGCUCUCUUCCACUGGAGUCACUGUUGCACAUACCAAUUCCGAAAGCAGGCGGUCAGUCAUGUAUCGGGAUAUGGUGGAAUGGCGAGGUCAAAAUCCACCACCGGCUACAAUAAUGAUCAUAUCCGAUCAGUUGGAAGGUGACUUGUUAUGGGAUCUGACCCGUCUGCAACAGCGCACUAGAUACCACCUUUUCUGGCUUAUUCAAUGAAACCUUGGAGUGAUUCAUUGCUUUUCCGUCAAGCAAAUUGGCGGUGGGAACAAUUACUAAGCGAACCAUUACUACUUAAUGUUGUGGAGGAGGAGGAGGAGGGUGGAGGAUUAUCAUUAUCUCCUGCCUGCAUGUUUUAUUGCAAAUCGUGUGAUUUUAAUUGCAAAAGCCUGAAGAAAUACAGGAAGCAUCUCUCGAGCUAUGAGCAUGGACUAAAAGAGGCUGUAGAUCCUCCGUACACACGACUCUUAUGUGUAACAAAGAAUUGGGCAAGGAACCACCCGGCCACCCCUGAACACGCCACAGCUAAAAUACUGGUCUUGUGGAGCAUGAAAGACUGUCCGAUUCCUGAGGGGUAUGAUGCUCGUAGGGUCCGUCCAAGUAUAGAAAGGGCGUUCAAGGAACUAGGCUACUCUGGUCCUGUCUCCAUCACUGCCUAUGCCAACCAUAACGAAACCCCUCAUCACCAUCUUUCAGCGCUCUCUUCCACUGGUGUCGAUUUUGCACAUGUCCUUCCCUGGGUCGCAUACAGUAGCAUGUAUUCAGAUUUGGAGGAAUGGAAAUUUGAUAAUCCUGCUCCGGCUUCAUUUAUGAUCAUAUCGGAUAAAGUUGCUUCCUGCAAGAACCGUUCAUCAAUUUAUUGCACGGCUCUACAAAGGAGCAACUACAACUGUUUUUUGGCUUAUUCAGUUAGGCCUUUUGAAAUGCCAGUCCUGCUCACUUCUGCAGAAUGGCUCUGGGAUAGCUUACUUGCAGUUUCAGAGACAAGAGGAGGAGGACACACUCUUCAGAAGUGCAGUGGAAGUGAAAUGGUUGUUGCAUCUGCCGCCGGUAUGUUUUGUUGCAGAUUGUGCUACUGUGAUUGCAAAAGCCUGGAUGCUUUCAAUAAGCAUCUCUCAAGUUAUAAACAUACAAAGGAAGAGCACAGAAUGCUUUCGCAUAUGCAAUCUCUACCUCGCGAGGGUAUGCUCUAUAGAAUAUCCAAGUACCAUGAUAGGGUAGGAUAUCCUCCCAAGAAGACCAUACGUAUGAAGAAGAAGAAAGCAACGUGGAAGGGUUUCGUCCCAAGACCAUUACGUUUUACUAGACGUUGAAAUUGUGUUUACUAAAGUGAAACUCGUAUCUUCCUUUCUAGUCUUCUAUGUUUUCCCUUUGAAGUAUUUAUUUCUCGUUUCCCUGUUGUUUGUUCUCGAACCAAUGCUUGCUUAAAUUUAAAUAAAACUGAAUGGAUUUUUUUUUAGA
This is a messenger RNA of Raphanus sativus (radish), 1700 nucleotides long. RefSeq lists its product as uncharacterized. Gene Ontology annotation, molecular function: RNA nuclease activity. Gene Ontology annotation, cellular component: peroxisome. The record is from RefSeq and is a predicted model, not a curated record. The transcript has 7 exons. NCBI's taxonomy places the organism in Eukaryota, Viridiplantae, Streptophyta, Magnoliopsida, Brassicales, Brassicaceae. The coding region runs from base 455 to 1552 and encodes 365 amino acids. Gene Ontology annotation, biological process: regulation of gene expression.